Drepanopeziza brunnea f. sp. 'multigermtubi' MB_m1 is the source of this 1389-nucleotide messenger RNA. RefSeq lists its product as uncharacterized. The record is from RefSeq and is a predicted model, not a curated record. Gene Ontology annotation, molecular function: nucleotidyltransferase activity; tRNA binding; double-stranded RNA binding. Gene Ontology annotation, biological process: regulation of translational fidelity. Gene Ontology annotation, cellular component: cytoplasm. NCBI's taxonomy places the organism in Eukaryota, Fungi, Ascomycota, Leotiomycetes, Helotiales, Drepanopezizaceae.
AUGGCUUCAGUCAGCGAACACGUCGUUGAAGCGCGCAUUCUGCCAGUCAUCCUGGGGAAUCUGGGGAGCUUUCAGGACGCACAGAGCCUCGAGACCUGGGAACUGCCAGCGGACACCAAGGACCUGGGGCCUCUACAGGAAGCUGCGAAGGCGCUGCGAGAAGGCGAUACACCCGUCGGGUUCCCCACCGAAACUGUCUACGGGCUCGGAGCAGACGCGACCCGGAGCGAUGCCGUCAAGGGGAUUUACAAAGCGAAGGGUCGGCCCUCAGAUAACCCGCUCAUCAUCCACGUCUGCGACCUCAGUAUGCUACGGGGCUUACUGGCACGGGAUAAUGACCGGGACGAGGCGGGCGAGGUGGCCGAUCCGGUUCCCACUAUCUACAAGCCGUUGAUCGAGCAGUUCUGGCCUGGUCCUCUCACCAUCCUCCUGCCUAACCCGACGCCGAGUAGACUUGCGCCGGAGGUCACGGCAGGCUUACCUACCUUCGGCGCGCGCAUGCCGGAUUCUCCUCUCGCCUUGUCCCUGAUACAGCUCUCUGGCGUCCCGCUCGCCGCCCCUUCAGCAAACGCCUCUACCAAACCAUCGCCUACCACGGCAGCCCACGUCUGGCACGAUCUGCAUGGCAAGAUCGACAUGGUUCUCGACGGGGGUCCGUGUCUGGUGGGAGUCGAAAGUACCGUCGUGGACGGGCUGUGCGACCCGCCCGUCGUCCUCCGGCCGGGCGGCGUAAGUAUCGACCAGAUCCGCAAGUGCGAGGGCUGGGCUGGGGUCGUGAGAGGCUACAAGGACGCCAGCGAGAUUGGGACGAGCGCCCCCAGAGCUCCGGGUAUGAAGUACAAGCAUUACAGUCCCAAGGCCCAGGUUGUACUCUACGAAAGGUCGAAGGGUGGAGGAGAUUUCCGAACCGGCAUUCCCCAGGAGCUCCAUCGCAUCAUGGAUACCGUCGAGGAGGAGAUGACGUCGGAUGACACCUGUAAGCAGCGCGUUCCGGGGCUCGCCAGGAUCGGAAUUGUGAGCACGAAGCACUGGAAGAACUGGGCUGGGUUCGACGGCGCACUAAAGCCAGCUGUAGGCAGCGCUGAAUCUACUUCUACUCGCACGAUAGUCAAAGUCUAUCCGGAAAUCCCUGCCGCGGAAAUAUAUGAAGGUCCCUCUGAAGGGCCGUUCGAACCUGGCGGCCCUCUAGUUCGAAUAGUCGGAUACGUGUUCGAGAAGGCACUGGGGGGAGACAAGAGGGAUAUUGCGCAUGGAUUGUUCUCGGCUCUGCGGGAAUUGGAUCAGCUAGAUGUGGAUGUCAUUUUCGUGGAAGGUAUUGAGGACGAGGGAGAUAUCGCCGCGGCUGUCAUGAACAGAUUACGCAAAGCGGCUUCAAGGAUUGAACCAUAG